Messenger RNA from Contarinia nasturtii (swede midge), 3541 nucleotides. Its product is annotated as regulator of telomere elongation helicase 1 homolog. The transcript has 9 exons. The record is from RefSeq and is a predicted model, not a curated record. Gene Ontology annotation, molecular function: DNA binding; hydrolase activity, acting on acid anhydrides, in phosphorus-containing anhydrides; DNA helicase activity. NCBI's taxonomy places the organism in Eukaryota, Metazoa, Arthropoda, Insecta, Diptera, Cecidomyiidae. The coding region runs from base 714 to 3308 and encodes 864 amino acids. Gene Ontology annotation, cellular component: nucleus. Gene Ontology annotation, biological process: regulation of double-strand break repair via homologous recombination; negative regulation of DNA recombination; negative regulation of t-circle formation.
GCCAAAUCGGACAAUAUUUGCUUAACAAAACGGAUCGCCAAAGCGAGCCGUCACGAAAAGUCCGAAUUUUUUUGAAAUUUUCAUUUUUCCAAAUGGCACAACUAAGCAGAAAAAAGCUUAUUUGUUUUGGUCUUCACAGACUUGAAAAGGCAAUACCACCUUUUAUGUAUGGCGUAUGGGCUUCGCUCUCGGGCUGACGCACGCGCUCGCAGUGCUACCGCAUGGAUGAGGCAAGGACCCUUGCGUCAGCCUUGCGUCAACCAUGCUUGUUGACGCAAGAGUUGCUGACGAAUCCCCAUUUUCCUACUACUUUUGUAACUUUAUUGUCAAUGUAUUCAAAUUUUCAGUUAAAAUUAAAAUUUAAAAACGAAACACCAACACAAUCAGAGAAAAAUCAAUUCGGACAGCGAUCGACAGUACUUCUAUUGAGUAAGACAUUGCAUAUUAAGUCCAUACAUACACAUACCCAGCUGGUGAAUGCCACACACACACAAAGCCAAACUAAAGUGUGUCAUAUUACACUUGACCAAAUCAAGUAUCGAAAAUUAAGAAAGAAAAAACUCGUAGUUUCUUGUUUAUGCUUGUAGAUUCACAUUGUGCUUGUUCCGAGAAUUGUGACAUCAUAUUGUGAAAUUGUUUGAAACAUUCAUUUCAUUGCAUGUCCCUAAAAUUCUCAUUGGAUUUUUUUAACUCGAUUUGCACAAAAAGUAAAAAUGCAUGAAUUUGAAAUAAACGGUGUCAUUGUAAAGUUUCCAUUUGUGCCAUACGAUGUACAACGGCAGUAUAUGGAAAAAGUGAUUGAAGCAAUUGAAGAUGGAAAAAAUGCAGUUUUGGAGUCGCCCACAGGUACUGGGAAGACGCACAGCCUUUUAUGUUCACCUCUCGCAUGGAUUGAGAAACAAAAAAGUCGCCAUGUAAAUGAUGGAAUGUCUGACAAGAUUUUGUCGACUGACAGAAAAAUUCCACUCAUUAUUUUCGCAUCACGGACGCAUUCACAGAUAAAACAAGCCAUGAAGGCACUAAAAGAAUCACCAUACAAUGACGUGCGUGCAGCGGUGAUUGGAUCUAGAAAUAAAUUUUGCAUACAUGAAGAAUUAAAAGAUUCGUAUUUAACAUACGAUGAAAUUACGGACAAAUGCAAGUUCUUAGUGGAUGCACAUAAAUGCCAAUAUUAUGAGGGCAUCGGCGAGGGAAUACAGAAUUCGAAAAUUCGUGACAACCCAAUAUUGGACAUUGAAGAACUCACUGCGUUGGGACAAGAAUUAAAAUGCUGUCCAUAUUUUAUAACAAAAAUGAGGGCUGAGAGGGCAGAUUUGAUCUUCAUGCCGUACGACUAUUUAAUUAAUCCCAUGAUACGGAAAAGUUUAUCUAACUUCGAUUUGAAAAAUGCCAUUGUAAUCGUGGAUGAGGCAAGUAAUAUCUUGAGCGCAUGCGAAGAAGCAUUCUCAACAUCUUUAUCAAAUUUGGACAUGUAUAAGGCCAUGAACGAUUUUAAUUAUGUAACUUCGCAACUUCAAAGCUUAUAUGAAGAAGAGAGUGAACCGAAGCGUGAACGUUCUUUUUACCCCAGCAUGAACUCAGUGAACGUUUUGAAGGCUAAGUUUAAAAAUCUGUUUGAUACAAUAAGAAACCUUCCACCCGGCACAAGGGAUGGGAAAUACAUAUUCGAAUUACUGAGCAUUGCCGAGAUAGAUGAACAAAAUCAGGAAAGUGUCUGUAAAGAUUUGGAAGAACUAAUAUUAUUUGUGAUGGGACAACAAACAAAAACUGGAUCUAAUCGAAAGGCGGACGGAUUGCGGAAGAUGUGUCAGUUUAUCCAAUUGAUAUUCAUAUCUUCAUCCUCUGAAAAUUUCCGAGAACGUAUCAAUCUAUGUUAUAAAGUUGAAAUAGUAGAUGAAAGAAGUGGACAGCAAGUGGCUGCAACGGAACAAAAUGAACAGCAAGAGUCUACAACACCAACCAAAGAAGCACCUAAUUCGUCUACAAAAGGGUUGUCCAAGACGCCAAAUAGUCUCCAAAUCGAUAAAAAUAAAAAUAAAAAGACCAUAAAAUGUGUGUGUCUCAGUCCUGCUUUUGGAAUGAAAAAUUUAUGCGAUGAAAAACUACGAUGCCUAAUUUUGACGAGCGGAACUCUGGCUCCUUUGCAUACUUUUGUUAGUGAGUUGGGAAUUUUGGCCCCAAUACGGCACUCAUUCAACCACAUAAUCAAAGAAUCACAAGUAUUUGUCGAAGUUGUCAAAUACGGACCAGACAAUGAAAAACUUGAUUCACGAUACGAAAAUAGAGAAAAUAUACGAUACGUUCGUUCACUCGGCAAAUCAAUUAUAGAAUUUUCAAAAGUGAUUCCCGAUGGUUUACUGGUGUUUUUUUCAGCAUAUGAAAUGAUGAACAAGUGCAUAGAGGUAUGGAAAGAGGAUGAAAUUUGGACGAUGAUCGAAGAACAAAAAUCCAUUUUCAUUGAAUCAAAACAAAAGUGGGAAUUCGAAGAUGCCAUGAAUGGUUAUCGAGGACAAAUCGAACAAAAUAGUAAAGGUGCAAUUCUAAUGGCCGUUAUGAGAGGCAAAAUCAGCGAGGGUUUGGACUUCAAAGACAAGUAUGCACGUGGCGUAUGUAUCACUGGCAUUCCACUGGCUUCGAUUAAGGAUCUCAAAGUCAAAUGGAAAAAAGAAUAUCUUAACAAAAGUCGAUAUAUCAUCAAAAAUUUACCAAGUGGGGAAGAAUGGUACUACUCAGAGGCUUACCGAGCUGUUAAUCAAGCAAUUGGCCGUGUAAUUCGUAAUAAAAACGAUUAUGGAGCUAUUCUGUUAUGUGACGAUCGCUUCGAUCACAGAAAUGUGAAGCAAAAUAUUUCGUCAUGGUUGCAAAAAGGUUUGAGAAAUCAAAAAUUUAAUACAACAUUCGGAUCAACCACCACAAAUUUAGCAACAUUUUUCGAUGAUGCUGAAAAUACGUUGCCAAAACCGAAAGUGAAAGUAGAAUCGAAUGAACCAAUCGAAAAUCCACAGUCAGAAUCAGAAAAGAGCAUCAAUUUUAACAAUAUUUCUGCUGACAACUGUCCUCAAGUCACAAUUCACGCACUUAAACGCAACGGAGUUGAAAAUGUUGAUGCAAGCAGUCCAAUGAAAUCAUCGCCAAGCACUUCCUCUAACUGUGACCUGCCGAAGAAGACAAAGUUCGAUACGGUGCCGAACAAUCUUGUUUCACCCUCAUCGAGCCAAUCCGUUUUACAAACAUCAAAUUUCAUAGCAGAUACGACAGAAAAUCCGGAAAAUGACAGCACACAAAAUUCUAAAUGUGGUAUUUUCUAGUUCAUCGUCAAAGGUUCCAACAUCAAUCCAAUCAAAAGACAAACAAAAACAUUUAUUCUUCUAAUGAAGGGUAAAAAAAACUGAAUAGAUCUCUAAUAAGUUCAAAAUACAAUAUAUUUUCUUUGUGCCGCAUUGAUGUGAACGCGUUGCCGCAUCGGUAUACGCAACGAUCACACGAUUUAAUAAUAAAUGUAAAAUACGACACACUCAGUUCGUCGUACGUAUCCAAUCGA